AUGUAUCUCCGCGCCGUGCACGCCGAGGGCCAAAUCCCCAUCCUCCACCAAUUCCUCCGCGACAACCCCCUCGGCAUCCUGACAACAGCAAUUAAAUCACCCAGCUACCCUUUCAUCCAAUCCAGCCACAUCCCCUUUGUCCUCGACGUACCCCCAUCCAGCGAUGAAACCCCCGGCACACUCCGCGGCCACAUCGCAAAACAGAACCCACAAGCCAAAGCGCUGAUGGAAGCGCUUGCCGAGCAGCAAGCCGCUGGAAACCCCAAGCUCGAGCUCAACGACGAAGUGCUGAUCCUCUUCAACGGGCCGCACCACCACUACGUCACGCCCAAGUUCUACACGGAAACCAAGCCGGUCUCUGGCAAGGUUGUCCCGACGUGGAAUUACUCGGCCGUGCAGGCGUACGGCAAGAUCAGCGUGUACUGUAACAGCAAGGCGGAAGAGACGGGGGCGUUCUUGCAGACACAGAUUGAGGAUUUGUCGCGGCAGUCGGAGACGGGGAUUAUGGGGUAUACUGGAGGCGAGAAGAAGAGUGCUUGGAAUGUGGGGGAGGCGCCGGUUAGUUAUGUGGAGUUGUUGAAGAAGAAUAUUAUUGGGAUUGAGGUGAGGAUUGAGCGGUUGCAGGGGAAGUUUAAGAUGAGUCAGGAGAUGGGGGAGGGGGAUCGAGAGGGGGUUGUGAGAGGCUUUGAAGAGUUGGGAUCGGAUGUUGGGAAGGGGAUUGCUGAGACUGUUAGGGAGAGUGGGCAGAAGGCUCGUUGA
Molecule: messenger RNA, 759 nt
Organism: Penicillium bovifimosum
Lineage: Eukaryota; Fungi; Ascomycota; Eurotiomycetes; Eurotiales; Aspergillaceae
Product: FMN-binding negative transcriptional regulator
Exons: 1
Coding region: 1-759 (252 amino acids)
Source: RefSeq, a predicted model, not a curated record